UGAUUUUGAUAUUUAUAAAACUGCUGGACUUCAUCUACAGUACACAUACUGUAGAUGCUCUUCUUAAAGUCCAGCAGAAGCUCAAAUGUCUUCACACCACACGAAACCACUGAUGCUCCUCCUCUGAUGUUUAACUUCCUCUUACUUGUGUUACUGACAGCAGCACAUUUAUUUCACUUCACACAGAGUACAGAGCUGCAGCCUGUCAGUCACGUCCACACAGAGACGCAGUCAUUUCAUGUUUUAGCGACUCUUUUAUAGAUUAGAGAUGUUUCUGUGUUCUUCUGAGCAAGAGGAUAUGGUAGCAGUUAUCUAUGAGAUUGUAGACAAUGUUGAAGGUCACGACCCCGACACACAGGAUGAAGACGCUGACGCGGUGAGACGCCUAGAAGUACAACACACAGGAGGAGACACUGCAUGGAGCAGGUGUUACAGAGUGACUGCAGUGUGUGUGGUGCUGCUGUGUGUUCUCCUGCUGACUGCCGUCACGGUGCUGUGGAUCAAAUUCACCAACCUGAAUACAGAAAACAACCAGUUACAGACCAGUUACAACAACCUGACUAAAGAGAGAGACCAGUUACAGACCAGUUACAACAACCUGACUAAAGAGAGAGACCAGUUAGAGACCAGUGACAACACCCUGACUAUAGAGAGAGACCAGUUACAGACCAGUUACAACACCCUGACUAUAGAAAGAGACCAGUUACAGACCAGUUACAACACCCUGACUAUAGAAAGAGACCAGUUACAGACCAGUUACAACACCCUGACUAUAGAGAGAGACCAGUUACAGACCAGGUACAACACCCUGACUAUAGAGAGAGACCAGUUACAGACCAGGUACAACACCCUGACUAUAGAGAGAGACCAGUUACAGACCAGGUACAACACCCUGACUAUAGAGAGAGACCAGUUACAGAAGGUUAGAGAGGAACUCCAGAGGCUUUCUAAACAGGGAUGGAUUUAUUUUAGCUCCAGUUUUUACUACAUCUCUAUUGAGAAGAAGAGCUGGACUGAGAGCAGAAAGGACUGCAGAGAGAGAAGAGCAGACCUGGUGAUCAUAAACAACAAAGGGGAACAGGAGUUCAUCAGUAAAAUCCUGAGCAGAAGAAAAGCUUGGAUUGGACUGAAUGACAGAGACAGAGAGGGCGAGUGGAAGUGGGUGGACGGUACACCGCUGAACACUGGGUUCUGGGGACAAAGCGAACCCAACGGUGCUGCAAGAGAGAACUGUGUUGUAAUUCAUGAUCACACUGAUCCUGUCUGGAACUGGUCUGAUUAUCCGUGUGAUGUUCAGUUUAUUUGGAUCUGUGAGAAGACAGUCGUUAUCUGAAUUACUGCAUGUGAAUGAAAAGCAGUAAACUAAAUGUACAUUUUUAUCUGUUUAAAUCAGUGAAAAAUCCUCAGUACUGUUAAUAACCCCACCCCCAACUGAUCUUUUCUUAUUGCCACGUGUGAAAGCGGUCAUUAUCAAUAAGCAUACCAAUUAUUGCAUAUUCAAUAUAAGACAAUUAAGAACUACAUUUGAACAGUUUAUUAAAUUAUCUGAAAUGAUGCAUUUAUAACUAUAUACAAAUAACUAUAUAUACAGUACAAGUAAUUAACACCAUUGUUUUCUCUCUCUCUCUCUCUCUCUCACACACACACACACACACACACACACACAGACGCUAUAGAAACUCUGUCUGAAUGUCUUUAUAAGCUGUCGACUGGUAAUUUCUUAUUCAAUACAAUAAAAUACGUCUGUAAAUUAAGUAACUACCCCGUAUUCAUUACAUUAACAACUUACAAAUCAUUUCUGCACACAUAUUACAUGAGCUGUAAAUAAUUCAAUUAAAAUUCAAUAAAUGUAAACAACAAUAAAGCUUGUUUUCUAAAUCUCACCUUCUGCCUCAGAUAACUCAG
Messenger RNA from Ictalurus punctatus (channel catfish), 1905 nucleotides. RefSeq names its product C-type lectin domain family 4 member M. The record is from RefSeq and is a predicted model, not a curated record. The transcript has 5 exons. NCBI's taxonomy places the organism in Eukaryota, Metazoa, Chordata, Actinopteri, Siluriformes, Ictaluridae. Bases 269 to 1333 code for a protein of 354 amino acids.